CAGGAAGGAGGGAGCAAGCCCUUCCUAGGGCGGUGGCCACAGCAGUGAGAGGGGCAGACAGAACCAGGAGCCUGGGCAGGAAGCAGGAUGGCAGCAGGGGCAGCGGCCGGAGCCUGGGUGCUGGUCCUCAGUCUGUGGGGGGCAGUAGUCGGCAGUCAAAACAUCACAGCCCAGAUCGGGAAGCCACUGGUGCUCAACUGUAAGGGGGCUCCCAAGAAACCACCCCAGCAGCUGGAAUGGAGACUGAAUACAGGCCGAACAGAGGCUUGGAAGGUCCUGUCUCCCCAGGGAAGCCCCUGGGAUAGUGUGGCUCGUGUCCUCCCCAACGGCUCCCUCCUCCUGCCUGCUAUUGGGAUCCAGGACGAGGGGACUUUCCGAUGUCGGGCAACGAGCCGGAAUGGAAAGGAGACCAAGUCCAACUACCAAGUCCGAGUCUACCAGAUUCCUAGGAAGCCAGAAAUUCUUGAUCCUGCCUCUGAACUCAUGGCUGGUGUCCCCAAUAAGGUGGGGACAUGUGUGUCCAAGGGGAGCUACCCGGCAGGGACUCUUAGCUGGCACUUGGAUGGGAAACCCCUGAUACCUGAUGGGAAAGGACUGUCUGUGAAGGAAGAGACCAGGAGACAUCCUGAGACAGGGCUUUUCACACUCCAGUCAGAGCUGAUGGUGACCCCAGCCCGGGGAGGAGAUCCUCGCCCCACUUUCUCCUGUAGCUUCAGCCCUGGCCUUCCCCGGCGCCGAGUCCUGCACACAGCCCCCUUCCAGCUCAGUGUCUGGGAGCCUGUGCCUCUGGAGGAGGUCCAGCUGGUGGUGGAGCCAGAAGGUGGAGCAGUAGCUCCUGGUAGUACUGUGACCCUGACCUGUGAAGCCCCUGCCCAGCCCCCUCCUCAAAUCCACUGGAUCAAGGACGGCACACCCCUGCCCCUUCCCCCCAGCCCCGUGCUGCUUCUCCCUGAGGUAGGGCCUCAGGACCAGGGCACCUACAGCUGUGUGGCCACCCAUCCCAGCCAGGGGUCCCAGGAAAGCCGUGCUGUCAGCAUCAGCAUCAUUGAAACAGGCGAGGAGGGGUCAACUGCAGGUGAGGGGUUGGAUAAGGUCAGAGAGAAGCAGACAGACCUCAACAUGACUGGGAGGAUGGCUGACAAGAAAGGAAUGGUGAGUGGUGGGGGCUGUGCCGUCAAUUCUCCCCAUCUCUCUACAGGCUCUGUGGGCGGGCCGGGGCUGGGAACUCUAGCCCUGGCCCUGGGGAUCCUGGGAGGCCUGGGGAUGGCCGCCUUGCUCAUCGGCGUCAUCAUGUGGCGAAGGCGACAACACCGAAGAGAGGAGCGAAUUGUCCCCAAUCCUCCUCCCCAGGAAGGCCCCAGAAAACCAGGAGGAGGAGGAGGAGCGUGCAGAGCUGAAUCAGUCAGAGGAGCCAGAGGCAGCCGAGAGCAGUGCAGGAGGGCCCUGAAGGGCCCACAGCUCGACCCCAUCUGUCAGUUCCCUUUUGUUUUUCCUACACUCCGUUCUGACCCCAGACCAAUUCUCCCCUGUACAACAUCUAUCCCACCUCACCAAACUGUCUUCCACAGCCAGAGCCUCCCACAGUGAUGAGUAAACACCUGACACAUUUUGUCC
Ceratotherium simum simum (southern white rhinoceros) is the source of this 1614-nucleotide messenger RNA. Lineage: Eukaryota; Metazoa; Chordata; Mammalia; Perissodactyla; Rhinocerotidae. The record is from RefSeq and is a predicted model, not a curated record.